CGAGAGUGCGACAAUUCGCCGGAGACAUGGCCUCACAGCUCAUCGCCAACCUCGAGGCGUGCGCCUCUCGCGACGACCUUGGCGACAUCUGCCAAGCAAUCGAGGAGGCGCCCAGCUUCGAUCAGCUCGCGCUCGCUCAGCUCGCCAUCGCCUCGGGGGAGGCGGAGGUGACCGCGGCGGCGCUUGGCCGCAUCGAGUCGCGGCUCGGCGCUGCGCUGGGCGCGCACGUGGCCGCGCGCUACAGCGAGCUCAUCACCGAGGUGGACGCCGUUCGCUCGCUCGAGGCGCGGCUCGUGCAGUCGCACAGCCGGGUGGAGCGGCUCGCGGCGACGGUGCGGCGCGUCCGCACGACGACGGUGGGUCAGCACGAGCAGCUGAGCGGGCGCGUGUCGCAGCUGGAGCACAUGCAGGAGUGCUCCUCCCUGCUGAGGCGGGUCCAGCGGCUGCUCUACCUCUGCUGGCGGCUGCACGAGGCGGUGGACGCGUCCAAGGCACGGAGGUCGGCGGGCGGCGGUGCGGGGUCGGGGGCGUGGCGCAUCGAGCUGUCGAGCGCGGAGCUGCCCAAGGCGGCGGUGGCGCUGCGCGAGGUGGAGGAGAUCCUGGAGGAGGAGGAGGAGAGACUCGACGGCGUGGAGCUGGUGGCGCCCGAGCUGCAGUUCGCUCGCUCCGUCGGCGCCGCCGUCCGGCGUCAGGCGGACGGGAUGUUGCGGGAGGCGCUCCGGUCGCUCAACCAGCCGUCGCUCACCACCGCGCUGCAGGUCUUCUUCUCCCUCGGCUGCCUGCGCGACAAAGUCGAGGAGGCGGUGGCGGCCGCCGCGGCGUCGCUGGGCACUGACGUGUCCGACGCCCUCACCAACAUCGACGCGAGGGCGGCGCGCGGCGGGCGUGCGGGGUGGGUGGCUGCGCUGUGGGGGCAGGUGGAGGCCGUGGGGGAGCUGCUCCUCGGUGCCGCGACCCGGCUCUGCCUGCUCACUCGCGUGCUCUCCAAGCGGCGGGGCAGCGCGUGGCCCGAGGCAGACCUCAGCCUGAUCGGGCUCGAGCUGAUGCUGGCGGAGCGGCCGGCCGCCGAGGCUGGCUCGCGCGCGUGGGCGGCCUCAGAGGCUGCCAACGGCGCAACCCUGACCGUGCUCAAGGCGCUGCGUGAGGACUUGGUCGCCGAGAUGAGCGGGAUGGCCGAGGCGGCCGCUGCGCCGCUGCGCGUCGCGGUCGGCGGGCUGGCGCCGGUCGUGACGACGCUCGCCAACCCGGCGACGCCCUUGCCAGACGCCUUGCGCGAGGCGGGCGCAAAGGUACUCAAGCAGCUACUCCGUUCGGGCAUGAUCGAGGAGGGUUGA
Emiliania huxleyi CCMP1516 is the source of this 1334-nucleotide messenger RNA. It is a transcript of the gene COG5, whose product is annotated as component of oligomeric Golgi complex 5. Gene Ontology annotation, cellular component: COG complex. The coding region runs from base 27 to 1334 and encodes 435 amino acids. Gene Ontology annotation, biological process: intra-Golgi vesicle-mediated transport. Lineage: Eukaryota; Haptophyta; Isochrysidales; Noelaerhabdaceae. The transcript has 9 exons. The record is from RefSeq and is a predicted model, not a curated record.